ACCAAGAAUAAUAACCGAAAAAGACGUCUGACAUUGUAAACCAGCACAAGAGAUGGAACCACAAGCUGAAGACUCUGCACACAGCCCUCUCUGGUCAGGUUCAGAAGGUUCCCAGGAACUUUGUCCCUCUGAGCAUUUGGCCGAGUCCUAUAAUGAAGAUGAUGAUAGUGAAUCAGAGGACCUCUCAGGCUCACAAAAUACUCAUAUCCCCUCGUCCCAGUCUCCAGAGUGCCUUCAGUUGCAACACAGAGAAUCUGCAGAUGGUCCAGAAUCUCUCCUGGAACAGAGUGAGCAGGAAGAGUCAGUUUUCUAUCAAGAAAAUUAUGAUUUUUAUUUUUCUGAAUCAAGAGAAUCUAUGACAGACUCUCCUUACAUCGAAGCUUCGCAAACAACAGCGACCUCACCCCCAGAGUGCCCAGAUUCCAAGUCGUGGCAGCAUUCCUGCUCUUCCUCCUCCUCCUCUCUUGGCUGUGCUGCUGAUAUGACCAAGGCCCUGACCCUGAGCUCAGAACGGCCCCUGGGGGCCAGUGAUGGGCAUGGCCCAAGGACUGAGAUCAGGAGCUUUGAAUCUUCAGAGGAAGGAGGGAGCAGCGAAGCACCUCCUGCUUCUGUCUUCUUUGGAAUUUCUGACGAGGGUGCUGAGCAGGCAGAGACGAGGAACUUGGGGUCUGACAGAGAUCUCUGCAGACCGGACAGGCAAAGGGCAAGGUACACACGGCUCAGUCACAAAGAGACCCAAUCAGAGAGACACGUGAAGGAGACCAAGUCUAAAUGCAAGCAAAUUGCCCAACUCCUGGUCAAUGCACCCAACCCCCAAAACAAGGGAGCGUUGCUCUUUAAAAAACGCCGCCAGAGGGUGAAGAAGUACACUCUUGUGAGCUACGGAACUGGAGUUCACGCUUUUGAUAGCUCAGGUCAAAUAGAGGGCGAAACUGACAAAGCUAGAUCUGCUGGUUACAGCUUCCCGGGUUCGAGUGAUUCUGAUUUUGAGGAGCAGUAUUUUCAGCAUCACCAGUACCAUAAUCCAGCUCUGACCUGGGGCAGUGGUGAAGACAUGGAUGUGCUGCCAGAGACAAAGGGGAAGGGACUUGUGAUGUUUGAACAGCGUCGCAAAAGAAUCGAUGAACUCGUGUCAGAGCAAGAAGAAGAGAGGAGUGAAGGCUUUCCUGAGGAUGUUUUGAAAGAAACACAACGUGCAAGAAUUUAUGAAAGUAAAGAAAUGUACAUGCAUGCCGAGGAGACCAAUGUGAAGAAGCACAUGGAUUACCACGCAGAUGUUCAAGAGGUGAACCACCUCUCCACUGUGCCAAAACCCAUGGUGCCAAACAGAACUGCCAAACCCUUUUUGGGAUUUCAAGAUAGUCCAACACUUGAACCUGUCACUAUGUCUGGUGGGGUCAGUCCAGCCAUGAAGAAGCACGAACUAGCAUUCAAAGUCCCUGUAUCGAUUAACUCCAACCCCAAGGUUUGGUCUCCAACUGGAGACAUUAUUGCCUCGAGAGAUGAACGAAUAUCCGUGCCUGCCAUCAGGACUGGCAUAUUACCAGAGUCAAAGCGGAAAACUGCAAAUAAGCAUCCAUCAGUGCCUGCAAAAGAAUCUGAACUUUAUAGCCAAAGCAAAGGUGAAAGGAAGUCUUAUAUUGAGUCAGAGGAAGACUUUUUCAGUUUGGGUGCCGAGGCUUGUAAUUUUAUGCAACCCAAACCAAUAAAACUUAAAAAUCCUCCCCCGGUUCCCCCCAAACCCACCAUUAACCCAGCAUGCCCACCCUGGAACCCCUGUAGCGAGUCCUAUGUUCCUUCAAGGAGUCCGGUGUCCCAUCCCUCCCACAGCCCCAUCGGUCUUCAUGGUCAGCAUUAUUUACAGCAGCAAGAUUGGACUCGACCUCAACAGAUGGCUGGCCACUGGGCAUCAGAUCAAACGGAGGCAUCACUUCAAACACCUGCCAAUGCCCGGGUUCCGGUCAACUCUUCUCAGCUUCAUCUUCAUCCAACCACAAAUAGCUGGAGUCAACAGCCGUCACUAUCCCCUGUGAGUAAGCAGGCCCACAGUCCUACUUAUAGCCCACUUUCACACUCAAAGAAUAAGUCAGACAGUUCUCCAAACUUGGUUGCUCCUUUCCUACCACAAGCAGAGAAGUCAUACCUUCAGACACCAAAACCUUUGGAGGUUUCUCCAAAGCUCAGAGUCCCAGACAGGAGUGUUAAUCAGGCUGCUGAUGGGACAACUAUGGCAGGGAAAGGUGCAAAAUUAUUUGCUAAAAGACAGUCUCGCAUGGAGAAGUUUGUUAUUGAUGAUGAAACAGUGCAAGCGAAUAAAACAAGAUCCCCCUCUCCAACCUCAUCUCUUCCUAACUCUUGGAGAUAUUCAUCCAAUAUUCGUGCCCCACCCCCCCUGUCAUAUAAUCCUCUUCUGUCUCCUUUCUACCCUCCAUCAGCAGCCAAGCAGCCCCCUUCCACAAGCCCCAAAACCAAGCCCAAGUCCAAAGAGAAACCUAAGUCAACCCCCAAGCAACUCAACGCCUUAGAUAUCAUGAAACAUCAGCCAUACCAAUUGGACUCAUCUCUGUUCACUUAUGAUGCAGCCUCUGAGGCUAAAAGCCCCAGUCCUAAACCAACUCCCGUGUCAAAGUUUGAAGUUACCAAAAGCCUUAAGCAAAGAGCCGACUCUUCCUAUUCUCCUUAUAAUCCCUCUGAACCUGCUGGCCAAAGCAAGGCAGAGGCUCCUGCUAAGGCUCCAAAGUCGGUAAGUGUCCCAAAUUUCACCACUCAAAGCACAAGAUCAGCUGAGCAGCUUUCAACAGACAAGCAUUUGGAGGAAAAGCUUGCCGUCACGAGUGCUGCCCCUCACACAAGCAACAAGCAAGCACAAGGCUCCCGACCUGCAAGCACGACUUCGCAGCACUCGUCUUCUUUCAGCGACACCAUUGCUUCAGCUUUCUCUCCUGCAUCUCUCAUUGCUAGAGGCGUGCGUCAAAUGGCUCCACGGCCAAAAUUCUCUGCUAAGAAGCCGGCAGCGACCGGAAAACAGUGGAAACCCGUUGCUAUGCUUUCCUCUGCAUAACACUUUACAUGGUCAUGCUUUUGUUUAGCCGGAGAUGACAGUCACAUUAGUACAUCUGCACCUGGGUGGCUUCACAAAUGUCUUAAGAGGAUUAGCUAAGUAGAUCUCAUGAAAAGUUGCUAAAGUAAAAUAUGUAGCAAUUAUUAAUUAAUUAAAUAAAUAACUUAAUUUAGUUUGUUUAAUGUAGCACCAUUUGGGAGGUCAUCUCAGGGCACUUCUCAUACAGAGAAACACAACAGUUUCUAAGAAAAGAAAAAGACACAUUACCAUCCAAAAACGUGGAAUGUGGUUGAAGACAUGACAUUAGAAGAUAAGUUAAUGUUAAAUGGUUCUCAGGAUGUGCUUUUAUAUGCAAAUAUCUGCAGAGAGUCUUCUUCUAGUCCCUUUAGUUUGUAUUUUUAAGGGGUAAAGUUCAAUGUUUGCAUAUGUAACAGUAAAUAUUAAUCCUGGUCAAAUCAAAUCAUCUUCAAUAUUUCUUUCUCUUGAAAGCUAUUCUGGAUAACAACGACUGACCCGUCCAGCCACUUUGAAAGAGCAUUUUUAAUCCCUUAUUCUGUUUGGGGUCAAAUCUGUGACUGCAUUUCAAUUUCUGUGCACAAUUUAUAAUUUUUUUCAGUCUCAUUCCAGACUCUGAUUAUAUCAUAACUGAUAAAAAGACUCUCUCAUGUGGUCAUUAACAAAAAAAAAAAAAAAAAAAAAAAAAUU
This is a messenger RNA of Poecilia latipinna (sailfin molly), 3766 nucleotides long. It is a transcript of the gene synpo2b, whose product is annotated as synaptopodin 2b. The transcript is spliced from 3 exons. Gene Ontology annotation, biological process: positive regulation of actin filament bundle assembly. The record is from RefSeq and is a predicted model, not a curated record. Gene Ontology annotation, molecular function: actin binding. Bases 53 to 3061 code for a protein of 1002 amino acids. Lineage: Eukaryota; Metazoa; Chordata; Actinopteri; Cyprinodontiformes; Poeciliidae. Gene Ontology annotation, cellular component: actin cytoskeleton; nucleus; Z disc.